ACGGAGCGACGAGGAGGCGGAGGAAGGAGCGUCAUUUCCGGGCCUCCCACGCCUACCGUGGGAAAGUGGACCUCGCCUUUCCCACGGGUGCAGCAUGAACGAGUCCAGCGGGGCUGCAGAUGCCAUUUGGGAGAACGAGGAGCAGAAGGAAAGAACAUCCAGGGUGUCACCAGAAAGGAUCAUGACCAUGGAGGUGGAAAUAAAGAUUGGGAACCCAGAUGAACCACAUAGAUGGGAUGAAACCCUACCAGAGGACGGCAGGAAAGAAUCCUCUGCUUUUCAAGGUGGAGAUCUCCCAGAUGUUCAGGAGAUGAUAGACACUGAAGAGGACAGGAAUAAAUGUAUCACAUGUGGGAAAGUAUUCAGAGACGACUCAAACCUUAAGCGGCAUCAGAGAACCCACACAGGAGAAAAACCCUAUCAGUGUUUGUACUGCGGGAAGAGUUUUAGCCGGAACACGAACCUUGCUUCACAUCACAGAACCCACACAGGGGAGAAACCGUAUAUUUGUUCCGUUUGUAGCAAGACUUUUUGUGAUAAAUCGAGCCUUAACCGGCACCAGAGAACCCAUACAGGGGAGAGACCGUAUGAGUGUGACGAGUGUGGAAAGAGCUUUGAUCUGAGCCAGUCUCUCAUCAGCCACCAGAGAACCCACACGGGAGAGAGGCCCUAUAGGUGCUCGGAAUGUGGAAAGACUUUCAACCGGAGUCAGAACCUCCGUAGCCACAAGAGAAGCCACACGGGAGAGAAACAGCACAAGUGCUCGGAAUGCGGGAAAAGUUUCGGCCGCAGCCAGAACCUUACGAGGCAUCAGAGCAGCCACACAGAGGAUAAACUGUAUAAGUGCCUUGAGUGUGGGAAAAGCUUCCGUCUCAGCCAGUCCCUUAUAAGUCACCAGAGAAUUCACACGGGGGAGAAACCAUAUACGUGCUCCCAUUGCGGGAAAAGCUUCAACCGGAGCCAGAACCUUAUCAGCCACCAGAGAAUCCACACUGGAGUAAAACAGUACAAGUGUUCAGAAUGUGGGAAAAGCUUCAACUGGAGCCAAGAUCUCCUCCGUCAUCAGAGGAUCCACACAGGAGAGCAACCCUAUCGCUGCACGGAAUGCGGGGAACGCUUCAAUCGGCGAGAGAAUCUUAUCAGACACAUGAGAAUACAUCUGGGAGAUAUCACUUAAGUUGUAAUGAAUA
Messenger RNA from Lacerta agilis (Sand lizard), 1190 nucleotides. Its product is annotated as zinc finger protein 501-like. Gene Ontology annotation, biological process: regulation of transcription by RNA polymerase II. Lineage: Eukaryota; Metazoa; Chordata; Lepidosauria; Squamata; Lacertidae. The coding region runs from base 95 to 1177 and encodes 360 amino acids. Gene Ontology annotation, molecular function: DNA-binding transcription activator activity, RNA polymerase II-specific; RNA polymerase II cis-regulatory region sequence-specific DNA binding. The record is from RefSeq and is a predicted model, not a curated record. Gene Ontology annotation, cellular component: nucleus. The transcript is spliced from 2 exons.